This is a messenger RNA of Panicum virgatum (switchgrass), 387 nucleotides long. RefSeq lists its product as uncharacterized. The record is from RefSeq and is a predicted model, not a curated record. NCBI's taxonomy places the organism in Eukaryota, Viridiplantae, Streptophyta, Magnoliopsida, Poales, Poaceae. The coding region runs from base 1 to 387 and encodes 128 amino acids. The transcript has a single exon.
AUGCCCAAGGUCGUCUUCGACAAGCUCAACUUCACGCAUCUGACGCCAACACUGAUGCACCUCCAGCUAGCAGAUUCUUCAGUCCGCUAUCCAGAGGGAAUCGCUGAAGACUUUCUAGUCAGAGUUCGAGACUACUUCAUCCUAGUUGACUUCGUAGUGCUCGACAUGGAAAUAUCAAAAGAGACAUCGCUCAUCCUUGGGGGGCCAUUCCUGAGUACUGCCGGAGCACACAUCGAUGUGGGACUUGGAGAAAUCUGCUUCAACAUCAAUGGGAAAGAAGAAAAAUUCCUGUUCCGGCCCAAGAAGGAACAAUGCUCAAUGAUCAACAUCAAAUCCGGGCCAAGCACACAAGAAAAAACCGAAGCGACGUCUCCCAAUCAAGAAUGA